Messenger RNA from Oikopleura dioica, 1923 nucleotides. NCBI's taxonomy places the organism in Eukaryota, Metazoa, Chordata, Appendicularia, Copelata, Oikopleuridae. The record is from the annotation of a GenBank genome assembly.
AUGAAAAUCCUCUUUGGUCUAAUUGGAUUCGUCUUCCUUGGCUUAUAUUUUUGUGCCACCUUCCUUAAUACGGAAGUGUCGAUUUUCAGCGCAUACGGCUGGAACUUACAAAGUGACAACUCUCUGGAAUGGAAAACAUGGUCCAACAAUGCGCCCAAGGCACGUUCACCGAAUGUCAAGGGGCACAUUCCGCGGCUAGAAAGACCAAGCAGCGAAAAUGCAGAGGAAGAUGACUUAGAGGCAGAAAAUCGUCUGGUAGACACAACAGUCGAUGCAAAAACUGAGAGCAAAUCUUAUGACUCAAAAACCAGUGAAAAAGAAAGCCCCGAACCAGAAUUCGAAGAAAAAUCGUCGAAUUCCGAAAAUGAUGACUCAUCGAAAUCCUCAAAACCCGUCGAAAACUCUAGUUCAACAGAAAAUCUUGAAGAAAUCUCUUCAGAAGAAUCUACUUUCCCCGAAAAUGAUUCGCCAAAAACUCAAAAAUCACAAGAAAAAUCGGCAAAAGAAAAGCUCUUCAAAAUGACAUUCAACCAAGAAAACGUAAUUGUAAAAGAAGGAAUGAGCAUGAAAGAAAUUCAUGAAAAGCUCAUGACCAGAUUGCCGAAACCGUAUUAUGAAGAAGUUUUGAAAAUGCAAUAUCCUUUGGAAAAUUACGAAAGCCACAAAAACAAAAAUUCCAUUAUUAACUGUACGUCGUAUUCUCGAGAGCGAAUCAACAUUUUGUUCUGGUUCGCCGGGCCGCGAAAAGAUGAGCGCCGAAAGCCCUUCAAAGAACGUUGGAUCGGCCCAGGAAAUCACGAAUAUUGUGGCGACUGCUUCAUCACCCCAAAUCGUCGUUGGAAAGAAAAGGCCGACGCCAUCGUUUUUUCAAAUGGCAAGUUGCUUUCCUGGCAGCUUUCUGGACAUUAUCCGUCUGAGCAUAAUUACGAAAAGCCGUAUCCGCCCUGGCCAGAUGUGACGAAAAGGGAUGAAAAACAAUGGUGGGUGUUUUACAACAGAGAAAGUGCUGUUAAGAGCAUCAAUCAACAACCCUUCUUUUUCUACAAAAAGUCCUCUGAAAUCGAAUCCGCAUUCAAUGGAACGAUGAAUUAUCGCCGCGACUCAGAUUUCGUAAAAUCCUUUGGUGAUGGAUCCCGUGCCAAUGCCGACCGCUAUUUUGUCAAUGGAACGAGAAAGGGAAGCGACGAGAGUUAUUUGCAAGGAAUUCUAGAGGAGAAGAAAUUGUUGGAGGAAGAUGUGGUUGCGGCGUGGUUUGUUUCGGACUGUGAUCAUACUGUAGGAGCAGAAAUGAGAUGGGCGUAUGGGAAGAGGAUGAUUGAUGCGGGCAUCAAAAUCCACGGAGAGGGCGAGUGCUUCAACAAAGUAACGGACCGCAAAUUUUCGAGGAUGUCGACCGCAGACUUCAACCUCGAGCACGUUAAAUUCUACCUCGCCUUCGAGAACGCCUAUCACUGCGACGACUACAUUUCCGAGAAAUUCUGGCGAAACGCGUUGACGAAUCGGGCGGUUCCGAUUGUUUUCGGGCCGAGAAUUGGGGAUGUUGAUAAAGUUGCGCCGCCGAAUAGCUUUAUUCAUGCAGAAUGGUUUAGUUCGCCGGAAUUGUUGGUUGAAUAUGUUAACUGGUUGGCGGAAAAUGACGAUGAAUAUUUAGAUUACCAUCGCUGGAGAAAUAUCGCCCCAGAAAAACUAGCCCAUCCAAUCGAAGCAAAAUUCAGCGCCCGAGUCGAAGAUAUGGCACUUUGUAAUUUGUGCCGCAAGAUUCGGGAAAACCGCGAAGGCGGAAUUCGCCAAUACUACAAAUCUAUAAUGAAAUGGUGGUCGUUAGAUGCCAGUCCAGAGUGCCAAAUGGACACGGUUUAUCCGGAAUACUUGUACAAAAUUAAAAACAACAAGGUCGUCGAAAAAAUUGACGGCAAAAGCUAA